UUUGCAGACGUUCCCGCAAGAAUUUGCACCGUUACAAUCGACUGGUUCAUUGUGUGUAUAUGUAUUUCACUUGAGUAACUGGACAUUACCACGCACACAGCCGGACAUUGCGGUCACAUAUUUUGUUGUGUCACGUUAGGCCGUCAAUGUUAUCUUGUAUUUACGAACAUUGGAAAACGUUGCGCCUGUAUUUAAUUAGUAUUAAAAAAUCGCAAUUAAAAUGAUAUGGAAAAUGUACGAGUAUGCUCCAGAGUGAGAUUAGUACAUCACAUGGAAGAAGAAGAAGAGUUGCGUACGUUUAUUGAGUUUCAAUGAUUACAUGACAAGAGGGAAAAUGCAUCGUUUUAUUAUGUGUCUAUAUUUUGUGAGAAAUAAAUGUUUACAAUAUGGUGAUACCAAAUGGGUGAGACGCAUCACAAUUUCUUUAAUCAAAUCUUCCGAGGACGCGUCACCAAAGUUAAUGUUCGCGUGCUUAUUCUUUACAGUGGGCCGGUUUAGUCUGGGACCAGUUUAACUUGGGAUGGAUUAAAGGUGCCUUUUCACAGAUUUUGGCAUAUUUUAAAGUUUGUCAUUAAAUGCUUUAUAUUGAUUAAUGUACACAUUAAAUUUUAAAAGCUCCAGAAAAAAAAUCAAAAAUAAAAUAAAAUAAAGGAAAAAAAGUAGCCCGCUGCCUGCAGCAGGGCUCGAACCAGUGACCCCCGGAAUCCUGAAGUAAAAACGCAUUAGCCGACUGAUGUAUCCUUCCAAGCAUACAUGAAUUGCGUAUUUUAUACGUUAUAUAAGCAAUCUUCGUAGUUUCACAAAUUUAAACGACAACAACAGAACUCUCCAAAUUAUUCAAUCGUUUCGCGUUGCAAUUCUUUAUAUUUUUUAGGCUUUUAAAUCGUCAAAAGAUGCAUAGAUUCUAUACAGGCUAUAUUAGACCAUGGCAAAUGUUCAGUAAUACUGCGAAUCUGAAACAACUUUUUUCAAUUUUGUCAAUUUACCAAACCGUGAAAAAGAUCCCUUAAAGCAAAAUUCAAGACAGUUACUUCCCCUAUAAACAAUUGUUUUGGGCGCGAAAAUUUAUUCACAGAACCUACAAGUUACAUUCAACGAAAUGACGAACUCAAAUGAUGUUGAUUCCGACGAUUCCUUAUCGGAACGAGAAGACACUGACUCUUCGAUAAAUUGGUCCGACUUUGAGUUGCAACCGGAGUCAGAGUCGACGGACAAUGAAGAUAAUUCGGAAAAAAAUGAGGUGGACAGAGAAUGGAGCUCAACAUUUUCUCCUUUGCAGAUAAAUGAAUUUACACAAAAACCGGGGCCAAAUCUGCCAGCAACAUUUGACGUGAACCUCGCCCAACCAUUGGAUUAUUUUUACCUCCUUUUUCACCCCACCAUGUUCAGUGAUAUGGCGAGACAUACUAACAGCUAUGCAGCCUGGCAAAUGCAGAUUAAAGAGCAAGGAGACAAAAGAUGGGAGGAAACAUCAGAAUCAGAUAUUAAAACCUUUAUAGGGCUUCUCAUGAUGAUAGGUGCUUCCCCUGAGCCAAGAGUAUUCUGGAGUGAAGAACCCAUGUUUGGAAGCCCAGGAAUAAAACGUACAAUGAGUUUGAGUCGUUUCAAGCAAUUGAUUAAGUACUUUCAGGCCUCUGACAGAAAUGCCCAGCCUCUGCAUGGGUCUGACCAGUAUGACUGGCUGUACAAAAUACGACCAGUGUUGGAUCAUGUAUCGGAGACCUUUCAGAACUGCUUUAAUUACGUUAGGUAGACAAGUUGCACUUGAUGAGGCCGUGGUUAGUUCAUCAUGGAAUCAAAACUGGCCCUUAGGAAGGGACAAAGGAUGUUUAAAAAUGUACAUGCUUUGCGAUUCCAAAACUGCAUACAUGUCAAAGUUGAAGGUUUGUUUUAAUUCAGAAAAGUGCAGUAAACACAUGACUCCUUAUGACAUUACCAGAGAAUUGACUGAAAGCAUUCGUCAAACAAACCGUCAGAUCUGCACUGGGAAGUUUUUCACCAGUGUUUCACUGGCAGAAAAGCUGUUGGACAAUGGACUCUACUUGUGUGGUAUUGCAAACAAGAAUACAAAGGGUUUUCCACAAGUUUUAAAGUUGAAGCAUCAAGAUUUACCCAAACCAAUUGACUCUCGAGUUCUUCAAUUAAGCAAUUCGAACAUCACUGCCUCAGUUUGGAAAGAACACAGGAGCGUGGCAUAUCACAUCAGUACUCUUGUUGAUCCUGCAGUAUUCAAGUCUGGGGACAAUGAAAUAAUGAAUCCUGCGCAGAAACAGUAUGUGCAUGACUUUAGCCACGCCAUAGCCUGCAUUGACAUUAAUGAUGACCAGAGGCUUAGUCAUGACAUUGGACGCCACGCUAAAACAUGGUGGACCAAACUCUUCUGGUUCAUUAUGAAUAGUGCCCUCAACAACACCUACAUCAUCUACAAGACAGCAAGACAUGCACAGGGUGGAAAGUGUUUGAAGCGAAUUGAUUUCAGGCAAAAAAUUGCUAAAAGUUUGAUUGGUGAAUUAGGCCCUUCAGACAGUUUAGAUAAAGAAAAUUCAGUGUGAAGUGCUGCUUUUAUUAGAUGCAGUUGCAACAUUUAGUAUUUUUUAGGAUACUGAAGAAAAUGUUGAUUGAUCUGUACACGUCUGUGACAGCUCAGCCUGCUGUGAAGUGAACAAAAUAUGCAUCAUUGUUUUGGUGCAUUGUUUAGAAUAACUCUUGUAUUCUGUGACUUGAUUAUGAAACAUGUACACAUUAUUGUAUUAAACAAAGUGAUAUAUUUCACACAAAUAUGGAACAAAGUUUUCCAAUGACAUCAUAAAGUGAAGCUUUUUUAUGAAUAAAUAUAUGUAAAUCCACUUGUUACUUUAAUUUGUAUGAUCGGUUUUAAUGUGUGGUGCAUUAUUCCCUUCAAGAUCAGUAUUAUACCUAUUCUAUGCAAAUCUGUGUCUAAUAUUUGACAAAACACAUCCUUAAUUGCAAGAAUAUUGUGUACAGUUGAAGAUUAUACUAUUGCCAAUGUUGUAUAUUCAUGCUAAGUUUAAAUUUUUUGCUCUUCAUUUCAAUUGAUAUUUCUUAAUAUGCAGGAUAUACUCGCUAUUAGUUAACAAGUACAUGUGGUAUUGGUGCAUUUAGGCUAUUUCAUAUAAGUUUAUUUUUUAUUUAGACAAUAUCCAAGCAUCUGUCAACUUUUCUUUUUAUUUAUUGCAGAUUCUUAAAUUAAGGAUUGAAAUUAAUUUUGGUUGCUUCAAUGCAACUAUGUCUGGAUUGGUCAACCUUGCGAUCCCUGCCACUUCAUGGAUAAUUUGCUUUUGUUUGUUAUAAUUACGUUCAUAAUCUCAUGAAUGCAACCAAAAAUUAAUGUAAAUUCUUAUAUAUAAACAUGUUUUUGUCAAACAUA
Dreissena polymorpha is the source of this 3388-nucleotide messenger RNA. RefSeq names its product piggyBac transposable element-derived protein 4-like. NCBI's taxonomy places the organism in Eukaryota, Metazoa, Mollusca, Bivalvia, Myida, Dreissenidae. The record is from RefSeq and is a predicted model, not a curated record. The transcript is spliced from 2 exons. The coding region runs from base 1100 to 1753 and encodes 217 amino acids.